Zingiber officinale is the source of this 450-nucleotide messenger RNA. RefSeq lists its product as uncharacterized. The transcript is spliced from 2 exons. The record is from RefSeq and is a predicted model, not a curated record. Gene Ontology annotation, molecular function: nucleic acid binding. The coding region runs from base 1 to 450 and encodes 149 amino acids. Lineage: Eukaryota; Viridiplantae; Streptophyta; Magnoliopsida; Zingiberales; Zingiberaceae.
AUGGCCUACCCUCAAGGCAAUGGGCAAGCAAAAGUCGCCAAUAGGGAGAUCCUUAGAGUCUUGCACGCUCGACUCGACCACAUGGGAGGCAGCUGGGUUGACAAGCUCCCCAGUGUGCUAUGGGCUCUCAGCACGACUCCGAAAGAGGUGACCAGCGUAACCCCAUUUCAGUUGGUAUACGGAGGCGAAGCAGUUGCCCCCGUGGAGGUCGGGGUAAAAUCCGAUCGGGUGCAGCACUACGAUGAAGGGAACGCCGAACGGAGGCUGAUGGAGCUCAACAUGGUGGACGAAGCAAGGGCAAAAGCCACCAUUCAGAUAACGGCCUACCGACAGCGCAUGAAGCAAAAUUAUAAUCAGCGAGUGAUCCCGAGGUCCUUCCAGAGCAAAGUUCAAAUAAAAAAGCAAAGGCCUCUAAGUGCAUCUCCCCUAACGGUCGAGCUGCGACCUUAA